AUGUGUCUUCUUGUGGUAGGUUGUUGUUUAGCACAGUACCAACCAAACUGGGAGUCCCUCGACAGCAGGCCUCUGCCGGACUGGUACGACGAUGCUAAGAUCGGCAUCUUCAUCCACUGGGGUGUAUUUUCCGUGCCCAGCGUCGGUUACGGACCAUAUGGCAACACUGGGGAAUGGUUUUGGCAGUACUGGAAGGGCUUUAAAAAUAAAAACUAUGUGGACUUCAUGAACAAUAACUAUCCUCCCGGCUUCACGUAUGCUGACUUCGCACCGUUAUUCAAGGCUGAGCUCUUUGACCCAGAUGAAUGGGCCGAGUUAUUGCAGGCGUCCGGAGCCAGGUACGUCGUCUUGACGUCCAAACAUGCAGAGGGCUUCACGAACUGGCAGUCUGAAGUGGCUUGGAACUGGAAUUCGGUGGAUACCGGUCCUCACAGGGACCUUGUCGCUGACCUGGCGGCGGCAGUCCGCGGUAAGACAGACGUCCAUUUCGGUCUUUACCACUGUCUGUACGAGUGGUUCCACCCUUACUACGUUCAGGACAAGAAAAAUAACUUCACUACGAAUGAUUUUCCUAAAACAAAGGCGAUGCCAGAGCUGUAUGAAAUCGUGAAAGCGUACAAGCCGGAUCUAAUCUUCUCGGAUGGGGACUGGGAGGCUCCGGACACUUACUGGAACUCAACAAACUUCUUGGCCUGGCUCUACAAUGAGAGCCCUGUCAAGGAUUAUGUUGUUGUCAACGACAGGUGGGGAAUGAACUGUUCCUGUACCCACGGAGGCUACUACGACUGCAAGGACCGCUAUAACCCAGGUUCCCUACAGAAGCACAAGUGGGAGAACGCUAUGACGAUAGACCGCGAAUCAUGGGGGUACCGCCGGAACGCCGCCCUGGCAGACUACCUGAGUAUUGAGGAAAUACUGGCCACGCUCGCCAUGACCGUUAGCACCGGAGGGAACAUGUUAAUGAACGUGGGACCUUCUGCUGACGGAAGAAUAAAUCCUAUUUUUGAGGAGAGACUUCGUCAGAUGGGACAGUGGCUGGGAGUGAACGGGGAGGCGAUAUACAAGACAAAACCUUGGGUGCAUCAGAACGAUACCAGAACACCCGGUAUCUGGUACACGACCAGUAAAGCCAGUCCCGUGGUGUACGUCUUCUUCCAGACAUGGCCGGACCAGGGCGAGCUCUACCUGGGGGCACCCGCUACCACACAGUCAACCACGGUCAGCCUGAUAGGCUACCCUGGCAACUUCACUUGGGAUGCCACCAACCCCACCGGCAUCAACAUCUACUUCCCAGCUAUCCCAUAUAACAAGAUGCCAUGCCUUUGGGGGUGGAUUAUAAAAUUAGAAAAUCUCGCCAAUUAAUCUUUCAACGUUAGAUUUAACGUAUCAGUCAAGGCUUUAUUU
Liolophura sinensis is the source of this 1404-nucleotide messenger RNA. Its product is annotated as alpha-L-fucosidase-like. The record is from RefSeq and is a predicted model, not a curated record. NCBI's taxonomy places the organism in Eukaryota, Metazoa, Mollusca, Polyplacophora, Chitonida, Chitonidae. Gene Ontology annotation, molecular function: alpha-L-fucosidase activity. The transcript is spliced from 10 exons. Gene Ontology annotation, cellular component: lysosome. Gene Ontology annotation, biological process: glycoside catabolic process; fucose metabolic process. Bases 1 to 1362 code for a protein of 453 amino acids.